This is a messenger RNA of Chelonia mydas (Green sea turtle), 4536 nucleotides long. RefSeq names its product F-box and leucine rich repeat protein 7 (gene FBXL7). Gene Ontology annotation, molecular function: protein binding. NCBI's taxonomy places the organism in Eukaryota, Metazoa, Chordata, Testudines, Cheloniidae. The transcript has 5 exons. The record is from RefSeq and is a predicted model, not a curated record. Bases 651 to 2099 code for a protein of 482 amino acids. Gene Ontology annotation, cellular component: SCF ubiquitin ligase complex. Gene Ontology annotation, biological process: SCF-dependent proteasomal ubiquitin-dependent protein catabolic process.
AGCGACUGAUGCGGGGAGGAGGCGCCUGGCGCUAACAAAAGUCUGCGGCGCUGGAGCGGGGGGCGCAGGGCGGCGAGCACGGCCCGGCCCGGCGCGGGGCCGAGGAACAAGUGGCUGCUGCGCCUUCCCGGCGCGGGCGGGGAAGGGGAGCCCGGCAGCGCCGGCGGGACCCGAGGAGCAGCGGCCCGGCCCCAGCGGGCUGCGGAAGGCGCAUCAGUCGCUGCCGGCGGGCGGAGGAGGAGGCGGCUGCGCGCUGGGAUUGCUGCUGACCCGUGUGUGGAUUAUAAGUGGAGCUGCUGGCCAGUCGUGGUGCCCGCAGCGGGGGGGUGAGGGCAUUGGGGGCUUUCCCCUCACUUUCUCUCUCCCCCCCCUUUUUGGGGUGGCUGCGUGGGGCGGGGCUGGCUCCCCCUGAAGGACCCGAGUGCCUGUAGCAUGUAAAAGCCGAACCUCCGGACCAGCGGGGUCCCCGCCCCAGUCGCCUCCUUUCUGUGCCGGGGAGCCAUGGUGUGUGCGGGCAGCCGGAGAGCAUGAAGCCUGCAGGAUGGGCGCGAACAAUGGCAAACAGUACGGCAGUGAGGGCAAAGGCAGCUCAAGCAUCUCAUCCGACGUGAGUUCAAGUACAGAUCACACACCGACCAAAGCCCAAAAGAAUGCGGCUACCAGUGAAGCAGACAAAGGAGCUGGCUCUGGGAAUUUCUCAAGAGGAAGUCAUAGUGGCAGGCGUAGUUAGGAGAGACAAAAAAGCAAAAGAUUCCGACCUGAGCAUGCGGACACUCAGCACACCCAGUCCAGCACUAAUAUGUCCGCAGAAUUCUCAUGGCUUCCAGAAUGGCCGAGGAUCUUCCACUUCUUCAUCCUCAGUCACCGGGGAGACAGUUGCUAUGGUCCAUUCACCUCCUCCAACCCGCCUUACUCAUCCCCUCAUCCGGCUGGCGUCCAGACAGCAGAAAGAACAGGCCAACAUAGACCGUCUCCCAGACCACUCCAUGAUCCAAAUUUUCUCUUUCCUGCCUACCAACCAGUUGUGCCGUUGUGCACGAGUGUGUCGCCGCUGGUAUAACCUUGCCUGGGACCCACGGCUUUGGAGGACUAUUCGCCUGACAGGCGAGACAAUCAAUGUAGACAGAGCUCUUAAAGUGCUGACCCGGAGGCUUUGUCAGGACACGCCAAAUGUAUGUCUCAUGUUGGAGACGGUAAUUGUUAGUGGCUGCAGGCGGCUCACAGACAGAGGACUCUACACCAUUGCCCAGUGCUGUCCAGAGCUGAGGAGGCUAGAGGUGUCGGGCUGUUACAACAUCUCCAAUGAAGCAGUCUUUGAUGUAGUGUCACUGUGUCCAAACCUGGAGCACCUGGAUGUGUCAGGCUGUUCCAAAGUGACAUGCAUUAGUUUGACCCGCGAAGCCUCCAUCAAGCUGUCCCCGUUACAUGGCAAACAGAUCUCUAUCCGCUACCUGGACAUGACAGACUGUUUUGUGCUUGAGGACGAAGGCCUGCACACCAUCGCCGCACACUGCACUCAGCUGACUCAUCUGUACCUGCGCCGCUGCGUCCGCAUCACUGAUGAAGGCCUCCGUUACCUAAUGAUUUACUGCACAUCCAUCAAGGAGCUGAGCGUGAGCGACUGCCGUUUCGUCAGCGACUUCGGCAUGCGGGAGAUCGCCAAGUUGGAGUCGCGUCUGCGGUACCUCAGCAUCGCACACUGCGGUCGCAUCACAGACGUGGGCAUCCGUUACAUUGCCAAGUACUGCAGCAAACUGCGCUACCUCAAUGCGCGGGGCUGCGAGGGCAUCACGGACCACGGCGUGGAGUACCUCGCCAAAAAUUGCACAAAACUCAAAUCGCUGGAUAUUGGCAAGUGCCCACUGGUCUCAGACACCGGCCUGGAGUUUCUGGCCCUGAACUGCUUCAACUUGAAGCGCCUGAGCCUGAAGUCAUGUGAGAGCAUCACAGGCCAGGGCCUACAGAUCGUAGCUGCGAACUGCUUUGACCUGCAGAUGCUGAACGUGCAGGACUGUGAGGUUUCCGUGGACGCUCUGCGUUUUGUUAAACGCCAUUGCAAGCGCUGUAUUAUUGAGCACACCAACCCCGCUUUUUUCUGAAAGGACACUCUGCACCUGUUGAUUAAAAACAUUGAUGUAUAAACACACCCUCCCACAAACAGUACCUAGCUCUUCUCUCUAUGGUCGUGGGAGUCAGCUUUCUUGUAUGGUGCUGGUGAGGUUUGUUUUUUAAAAAGAAUAUUUUUUUGUUUUAAACUAUCACUUUGUUAUUUGAUUGUGUCUCUGCGGAGAUGCUUCCUUAACCUAAAAGCAGUGAGUACUCCACAGCACCAUGGCAGUGCUAUGCCCCUGGUAAUCCAGACCCUUUCCUCGCCUGAACUAGCUCUCCAAGGGGAAUAGCACAUAAUCACUCCCUUUGCGGUGCAACUUGAGCAGCAUUCAGUCUGAGCUCCAGCUGUGUUCAUGACGCUGCAGGGGCACUAUUUUUCUCGAAACCCACCCCCCAAAUUCCUCCAACAUGGCUGAUGCAACACCACCUUGUCUAAGUAGCAUCUUCUUGGAAGUCCCUUAACCAUGUUCCAGCAAUCCCCAGGGCAGUAUUGGGUGGGAUUUUCAAAUACGUUCGAUGUUGGCCUAGCUCUGCUCCCAUUGACUUAAAGUCGAUAAAGUCAAUGGGAGCAGAGUUAGCGAGCACCGAGGGCAUUUGAAAAUCCUACCCAUCCUGGGAUACCUCGUCAACAGCUUAUAUGUGGAUCACUAAUGUGUUAACCUACUACUCCCGCUAAUCCAGCACGGGCCUUUUCUGUUGGCUUGGAAGCAUCCUUUGCUAGUACUGGGCACCUUUGGGUCCACUAAGCAGUGUCACUAGCACUUGAGUGGAAGGAACAUUUUUAAGAAAUGUAGGAAGCAGCAGAUACUCCUUUCCAGGCCACUAAGGGGAAAAUUCAACGUUUUACUUAGCUGCAAAUUGGUCUGAGAAAUCCCAUUUUGUUACUACUGUGAAUUAAGAUACUGCAGCAGCACUCCGGGGAUUAGGGAAGUGUCUCAGAGUGGGUCAUACAAGGGCAAACCUAUGAAAGUCCCAGUAGUUGGGCUGUCUCACAGUAACCCUUGUUGUUGCCGCAGAGCAUGUUUUAAUUCCUUUAUCGGUAAAAGGAGCCUUUGCAACUGAGACUCCUUUUAAGUAAAAGGAAUGUUUAGGCAUUUAUACACAGAAGCACGUACAUUUUCUAGGGCCUUCGUAUUUAAAGGAUGGAUAGUAGAUUUCAAGGCUUGGAAUUCAUUACCCUGAUAUCAGAUCACAUCUUUGGGAAAGAGGGAUUUGGAAUGGUAUCCAUAUUAGAAUUGGAUUCUGUGCAGCCAUGACAGCACAUUCCUUUCAACUGAAGAAAUGGCCGUUGUUGAGCAAAAAAUUGCAUAUCAGUACUGCCCCAUAUGGUUGAAGAUUGUUACUCUAACAGGUGUUACUGUUAUAGCUGCUCUCUCUUGCCAGUGCAAUCAAUGUUGAGGCUUCUCCCUGCUUGUUGUCCCCUUCUUUCCCUGAGCAGGUGAUCAUUUCAUGGUAACUUCCAUCACAGUCUUCUGGCAACUACUUUCCCACUUAUUUCUGGCAAGAACCUUCCAGUCCUUAGAUCUGAAAGCCAGACUCAUUAGAAGUGAUGAUAUUUUCAGGCAGGCCCCCUACACAUGAUUGACAACUGGUUCAUAUGUUAGGCUCAAUCACUGUAAAUGUCUCUGCUAGAGAGAUGUGGGAAGGAAAACGCUCUGUCUGGUUUUCAAAGAACAGUAGCUGCAUCGUCUCCAGACAACAUUAACAAUGUCACUGAGAUGAAGUGAAAAUCCAUGGGUUUAAGAACAUACAUAAUCACUGAGGAAAUAAUCUGUAGCCACACUCACACAAUGUAUAAAAGGCAAAGCUGGCAGGAUGUGUUCUACUUCUGAGAAAAGAUCUUUAGCCUGUACAUAUUGCUUCUCCGUUUGUCAGUUUGUGUAUUUUUUCACUUGCGGAAUAUUGUGGUCUCAUGGGCAAACUCAUUAAGCAGCCUUCAGUUCCCUCUGAAUUAAAUAACACUGUCCAAAAGAGACAAGGGGUAGGAGCCAAAAUAAUUGUGGGGAAAAGCUCUUACAGCUCCUCAUUACCACUGUGUCACUAAUCGGUGUAUGUUAGGGAGUGGUGCCAUUUUAUGUCAACUAACAUCAGGUUAGCUUCCUUUUUUCACAAAGCUGAUUUCUCAGGAGGUUGCAGAGUGGAUUUUAUCCCAGCUAGUGAUUCUCUUCACUGUCCCCAAGGAGAGUUAAGCUGUUGAAUCCAUUCUCAAGGUUGGUGUGAAUUUGGCUGAGCCAUUGGCACUCGAGGUCUCACUAGUGACAUUUAAGUGUUUAUAACAAGUUGCUACCUUUCUGCCUUGGCUAAAUGGAAUGAACACUGCUACAUGGUUGUUAAAGAUUCUGAUGUCUUCAAUUGGCCUGUACUGUGUGAAUCUCACUAUAAAGCCUUAAUUUACUACCAAGAAAUAAAGCAAUAUAUUGGUAACUG